CUUUGAGUCUUUCUCUGUUUCAACAUUGGUUACGUGCACGCAGCAACAGACUAAAAUAGUAUAUCACCAAGAAUCUGUUAAAGUGAGAAUUGCUACAGAUGGGUGAUGGUUUUAUUCUCAAAUCAAGCGGGACUUCAGAGCCAUCAUGGACGUUCAGGACGAGGCUGCGAUCCAUUUCUAUGACAGAGCCUGCUCAGGCAAGGGCAUUCAAUAGUGCAAUGGAGAGUGACUCCAGGAGAACCAAUCAGGUUCCAGAGGACCACAGGGAUGCGGACGAAAGCUCAGAGAAAACCCCCAGCAAGGCUUCCAAAUCCCCCCAGAAGAGCAACAAGAGGCCGAAGACCAUCCCUGUCAAAGUCACUCUGCUUGAUGGCUCUGACUACGAGGCCGCAGUGGAGAAAUUUGCCAAGGGCCAAACUCUGCUGGAUAUGGUGUGUGGCCAUCUGAACCUGCUGGAGAGGGACUAUUUUGGCCUGACUUUCCAGGACCCCGACAGCACCAAGAAUUGGCUGGAUCCUUCCAAGGAGAUUAAGAAGCAAAUUCGGGUUGGGUCCUGGAUUUUGGGAUUCUCUGUUAAGUUCUACCCUCCUGAUCCAUCUGUGCUAAUUGAAGACAUCACCAGGUACUACCUGUGCCUGCAGUUGAGGGAUGACAUCCUAUCCGGCCGACUGCCCUGUUCUUUUGUUACCCAUGCCCUUUUGGGCUCCUACACCGUUCAGGCUGAACUGGGAGACUAUGAGCCAGAGGAUCAUGGGCCAGAUUACAUCGCCGACUUCCGCUUUGCCCCUAACCAGACCCGAGAGCUGGAGGAGAGGGUGAUGGAGCUGCAUCGUAAUUAUAGGGGAAUGAGUCCAGCAGAAGCAGAAGUGAACUUUCUGGAAAAUGCCAAGAAGCUGUCAAUGUAUGGGGUGGACCUACAUCAUGCAAAGGAUUCCGAGGGGAUUGACAUAAUGCUUGGCGUGAGCGCCAAUGGUCUGCUGAUUUAUCGAGACCGCCUAAGAAUCAACCGUUUCGCCUGGCCGAAGAUCCUCAAGAUCUCUUAUAAGCGGAGCAACUUCUACAUCAAGAUCCGCCCUGGAGAGUAUGAACAGUUUGAGAGCACCAUUGGCUUCAAGUUGCCCAACCAUCGGGCCUCGAAGCGUCUGUGGAAGGUUUGCAUCGAGCACCACACCUUCUUCAGGUUGGUUUCUCCAGAGCCACCUCCAAAGGGCUUCCUGGUGAUUGGCUCCAAGUUCCGCUACAGUGGAAGAACUCAAGCCCAAACCAGACAGGCCAGUGCUCUGAUUGACAGGCCUGCACCUCAGUUUGAUCGCUCGGUUAGCAAGAGAUACCUGCUGUCCCGAAGUAUUGAUGGGGCUUCAGCUUUAGGUACCAGUAUGGAUCAGUUGUCUCAGCGAAGCUUGAGUGAGCGCACACAGUUCAUGUCCAGAGAAGAUCUUGAUCAAGAAGGAAGCUUGGACCUAGACCAUUAUGACUAUCCAGACCAGGACCAAGACCAGGAUCAUGACACUGACCAGGACUUGGACCUGCACCAAGGCCCUCGGCACAUUUGUGGUGACGGCAUCUCAACAUCUGCCAAGACUUUGGAGUUCAAGGCUGAGGAGGCAGCCUCACCUGUAGACUCAAAAGCAGAGUCGGACAAGGAUCUGGCCACAGCUCGACCCAAACAGGAGCAGUUUUUGGACAAACCUGAAGAUGUUCUGCAGAAGCACCAAGCCAGCAUUAACGAGCUGAAGAGGGCUUUGAGACAACCCAACAGCAAGGUCACUCAGAGGGAGAAACGGGUCUGCUCAUCAACUCCUCCUGGAGGAACCCCAGAGCGGAAACCAGAGACCCCUCUGACACCGGCCAUUCACGAGGAACCGCUCAGUGAUUCCUCGCGGGAGCCUUGGGAGAGACGGCCAGGUUCGGCUUCGGAGGACGAUCAGGAUCACGACAUCCCGUAUCUAAAGGAAAGCCACCUGGGCAUUGAGCGCAAAAGUUCCAGCAUCACAGUCAGCUCCACGUCCAGCCUGGAGGCCGAGGUUGACUUCACCGUGCUCACAGACCUGUACACGGGCAUGGAGGAGUUCUCCCGGGGGAUGUCGGAGCUUGGCGAGCGAGACCUGUCGCCUGAUGGGGGUCUUCGCUUUGGAAUUGACUUCCUUCUGCAGCAAGGACCCUCGGAACUGCCACCACCUCCUUUGGUGGCUCCUUCGUCCAAAGGAGCGAGCAGCAGUCCUCCAGCCAAGCACAUCCAGGCUGAAGACGUGCGGACGGAGGCUAAAAGGCCUGACGUGCAGCCCAUAGUGCCUAAAAAGCCAAAGAGGUCGGUGCCGGUGUCAUCUUCGGUGGACAGGGACACAACGCACAGUCGAGCCAAUAGUGCCACACCUGUGAACCGGAAAGCCACUGAUGUCAUGGCUUCAGCUCCAGUCAAGAAGACUGACGUCCUGAUGGAGACACAGCCCAAUGGGUCAGAGGUCACGACGACUAUAGUGGAGUUCAUUGAUCAGGAUCAGUGUAUCACAAGCCUGAGCGACAUGUCUUACUCUACGAGACAGAGUGUCUCCCCUGUGCAUAUGGGCAGUCUUGGAAGAGAGGAGUCGGGGUCGCCCAUCUUUGUCACUGAAAAUGUUACCUCUGCAACCACGCAGGUCACCAAGACGGUGAAAGGUGGCUACUCAGAGACCAGAAUCGAGAAGAGGAUCAUCAUCACAGGAGAUGAUGACGUGGAUCAGGAACAGGCUCUGGCCAUCGCAAUCCAAGAAGCCAGGCAGCAGCAUCCAGACAUGCAGGUGACCAAGGCAGUCGUUGUCAGGGAAACAGAAUCAACCGCUGAGGAGCGACACACAUCGGGGUCGUGAUUUCCUGAGACGGGAGCGGCCAAGACGUGAUUCUUCAUCCCAACUGGUACUCACCACAAUGGAAACAGAGCUCUCUCUUAAACCUAAUGUCUCAUAUUUUGUUUCUUUCCCUGAUUGAAACCAUUCGUAUGAUGCGAACGCUUAAGAAGGGGAUGCUGCGAACAAAGAAUAAUGGACAACUUUCCCCCAAACACUUCCCUUUAGUGUCAUAUUGAAAAAGGAAGAGGUGCGGUUUUUAAUCCAAAAGUGCCAGUGGUAGUGUCAUGUUGCAAAAACAAAAAAAAAAGAGGAGAUGGUCAUGGCCUCCUCCUGUGGAUGCUUCCUAAUAAGUUAUUCAUAAAAUAACCUUUAUUACUACUGAAGUGGAUGAACCUGUCCCUCUCACGUUGCACCGCAUCUGAGAAUAGACGUCAACAGAAAAGAACAACACCGCCCUCUGGCGGUGUGUUCAGGGCACACAAGUCCGAGCUGUAGUAGAUUAGUCUGUCAGGAUAAGUCCCAUCUUAGUGUGUCGUGUUUUGGGUUUGCAGUAAAUGUAUGUGUGUGAAUUCGCAAGGUGAUGGAUUGUACAUUUGAACCCUUUCUGCCUUUUUCUGAGCUGCUAAUACACUUCCUGUGCCAAAUGGUCACAAAAUAGUGCAGCAUGUACAUAAAUGUGUUUGAAAUGGGCCCUUUCCUCCUUUGCCAGCGUAAAGAAUCCAACCGCAUAUUUGUGUAGUAAGUAGAAUAGGCUCACUGGGCUACUGUAACAGUACGAUUUGUAAUGUCAAUCAUGUUUGCAUGACAGUCCCUUGCAUUAAUGUGUAAAGAUGGAAUUCAACGCAAUGGGAAUGACAAUUCAUGGAUUGGAAUAAUUAAAAAGCAAAGCAAGAAACAACAAAGCGCACGUCAAUCAUAAUUGCAAUCCAGAUCCAAAGUCUAUGAGAGCAGAUUAAGCUUCCUCACAGCAAAUGAAGAGGCCUCACCAAGAUAAAAGUAGGAAAUAUGACUUAGCCAGUGUAUGUAAUGUAGUUAAUCCCCAAAUCUGUUGAUUGUAGAGGUAACAUGCACUUCCCAGCACUAUGACUGAACCCGGCCUAUAUGUCUUUACAAGAUGUCUGCCUAAAAAAACACACAUUUACUUUUUAUUUCAUUGUCAUAGCGGCUUAACCGUGAUGUACAAUGUACCACCAGUCACGUGUGCUAUUCUUUUAAUGUUAACACUGCAGUUGACUGAUUUUAGUUUGUAUCAACUAGAGAUGUUAAGUACUGAAGUGCCCGAGUGUCCAAAACUUGAAAAUGUGUCAUGAUGAACUGUCGAAAAAUGCCAAGUUGAUGGAGAAAUGGGAGGUAUUAAAUAUUUACAUGUGUAGUGUAGCUUUUUAUGUGGAGCAUAGAAGGCGGGACAAAGCCAUGCACACCUUGUCGAUACUGUAGGUUUGGUGCGAGCCAGGGGUGGGCAAAUGUUUUGACUCGCCGGCCGCAUUGUUGUAACAAAAUUUAUGUGUUGCCAGACCAUAUAUUUUACAUGUAAAAUAUCCAUCCACCUGGAAGUAUUGUAUCUGUAAAAGUGUGUGUGUUGUGUCCCUUUUUUUCAGGAGCACUUUGCAAGCACCACAUCAAAUAACCUAAUUGAUAAAACAGCCACUUACACCAUCAAAAGGUUGGCUCAAGCCAUGAUGCCAGGUUGGAUGUUAAGUUUAAAUGAAAUACUUUGGAAAGAACGGGCGGGCCGUAUCCAAACACUUGGCCGUCCGGAUGUGGCCCCCCUGCCGUAGUUUGCCCACCCCUGGUGUAAGCUGUAAGCGAGUUAAAAGGGACCCAUUAUGCUCAUUUUCUGCCCUUUGUAUUAAUUUGUGGACUCUUCUAGAGCAGCUACACACAAUAACCAGUGCAGAGCGCUUUCUAGAAGUUCCAGAACGUGCACCUAUUCGGUGCUCCCUGUGAAAACUUUUGAUUUAUUGACUCAAAUUGAUUGAUGGACACUAGGGGGCGUGAGUAGCCGAACAGGAAGAGAGAUUUGCAUCACCACACAGCAGUCACUCGUUUUACUUUUAACAUGGGACAGAUUCAAGUGAGAUCAUCGUUCGAUCUUCCUGUUUGCCAUUCCUGGCCAAGGCUGACACGCCACCAGGAGCUGGGAACUAUUAGACCUGACUUUGGGUCCAGUUGAACCUUACAACUUGAUCCUUAAACAAGGUCCUAAGUCUCUUUCCUGGAUUGCUUCUUUCUGUCGCUUUGUGCUGUGUCAUUGCUGUACAUUGUCCUUGCAUUCCUUUGAAAUGAAUCCAAUAGAAAUAAAAACAGCAGGUGACAUGUGUUUGUCUUGCUACAGCUGGUGUGAGUAGUCACUCGGGCAAGAAGAAGUGUUUACUGCCUGGAGAAAAUAGUCAAAAAUUGCCUGGGACAAGUUAACAUAAAAACAAACUGCAAUAGCAAAAAACAAUCUAGAUGCCAACUUUUUUGCUGUUAAUGCUACAAAUGUGGCCAAGAACUUCCAAAAUACACUAAUAUUGAGAAAUUGUUCAAGACGGGGGUUUAGUCAAG
This is a messenger RNA of Doryrhamphus excisus (bluestripe pipefish), 5372 nucleotides long. Its product is annotated as band 4.1-like protein 1. Gene Ontology annotation, cellular component: cytoskeleton; plasma membrane. The record is from RefSeq and is a predicted model, not a curated record. Gene Ontology annotation, molecular function: structural molecule activity; actin binding. NCBI's taxonomy places the organism in Eukaryota, Metazoa, Chordata, Actinopteri, Syngnathiformes, Syngnathidae. Gene Ontology annotation, biological process: cortical actin cytoskeleton organization; actomyosin structure organization.